Messenger RNA from Mya arenaria, 9653 nucleotides. RefSeq names its product myosin-I heavy chain-like. NCBI's taxonomy places the organism in Eukaryota, Metazoa, Mollusca, Bivalvia, Myida, Myidae. Gene Ontology annotation, molecular function: protein binding; cytoskeletal motor activity; ATP binding. Gene Ontology annotation, biological process: signal transduction. Gene Ontology annotation, cellular component: myosin complex; cytoskeleton. The transcript is spliced from 43 exons. Bases 121 to 6915 code for a protein of 2264 amino acids. The record is from RefSeq and is a predicted model, not a curated record.
CUGAGUCACACAUGAGUGUACACAUUAUUUGACAGUGGUCAUUGUUGGUGAAUGAUUGUGUGAAAACGAGUGCGAUUUUAUGUACCUUUUUAUGGAUUUAUGAGUUAAACGAUAAUUAAAAUGGCUUCUGUUAUGGGGAGGCCAGAAAUGUCCUCGAGAGGGUGCCGACCCUCUGAUGGAGUUCCUGACAUGAUUGUGAUUAGCAACAUUGAUGAAAAUGGAAUCAAUGAGAACCUGAGGACCAGAUACAGGAAGGACCAAAUAUAUACAUUUACGGGCUCUAUUCUGGUGGCAGUCAACCCCUAUAAGAAUGUGCCCAUCUAUGAACAGGAGAAUGUGGAGGUGUUUAGCGGGAAGAAGCUGAGCUCUAUGGAGCCACAUAUAUUUGCUAUCACAGAAGCUGCUUUCCAGCGACUCAAUGACAACAACAACACAAACACAGACGAGCGCACAAACCAGUCAUGCAUCAUCAGCGGGGAGAGUGGAGCAGGCAAGACGGAAAACACAAAGUUCAUCAUGCAGUACCUGUGUUCAGUGACGAACCACACCUCGUUUUGGGUCGAACAACAGAUCCUCGAGGCCAAUACCAUCCUCGAGGCAUUCGGAAAUGCCAAAACGGUCCGGAAUGACAACUCGAGCCGGUUCGGAAAGUUUGUCCAAGUGUGUUUUGACAACUCGUGCCAGAUAAAAGGCUGCAUUGUGCAGGACUACUUGCUGGAACAGUCUCGCAUCACCUUCCAGUCGGCCAAUGAGAGAAACUACCAUGUGUUCUAUCAGUUUAUUGCAGCGGCUGACCACUGUCCUGAAAUUCGGGAACAAUAUCGUGUAGGCUUGUUACAAUCUUACGCAUAUCUUAACCAAAGUGGGUGCUACACAUUAGAUGGAGUAAACGAUUCUUCCAUGUUUGAUCGUCUCCGACUGGCGUUAAAUGUGUGUAAUGUGUCACAAGACAUGGUGCAUGGAAUAUUCUGUAUACUCUCGUCAGUGUUAUGGCUUGGCAACUUAAAGUUUGAGGAUGUGGAAGGUGAGAAAAGCGAGUUGACAGAGGAUGACGUUGAAAUUGUGGGACUCGUGUGUGAACUGCUGGGACUUAAUUUGGAGUCCUUCAUUGAGGCCUUGCUGUUCCGCCAGAUCCAGGUCCGCGGGACAGUCACCAGUAUUCCGUUCAAACACCAAGAGGCCUGUGAGAAUCGCCAUGCAAUGGCCAAGUGCCUUUAUUCCCGCACCUUUGCCUGGCUCGUUGAUGCUGUCAACAAGUGCACCAACCCCGGAACAUUCCAGUCGAGAUUUAUCGGCAUACUUGACAUAUUCGGUUUUGAAAAUUUCAAGGUGAACAGUUUUGAGCAGCUGUGCAUCAACUACACCAAUGAGAAACUCCAUCGGUUCUUUAACCACUAUGUGUUUGCACUUGAACAAGAUACAUAUCGGCAGGAAGGGAUCUCAUUUGAUCACAUCACCUUUACAGACAACUCUAAAUGUGUAGAACUCAUAGAAAAGCCACCUCGAUGUGUUAUGAAGAUGUUGGAUGAGGAAUGCAGGUUUCCCCAGGGUACAGACAAAUCCUAUCUGAACAAGCAGCACACUGAGCUAGAGGAUUAUGAGUACUACAUCAAGGGAGGGGACCGGCGCACAUGGGAGCGAGAGUUUGGUAUCAUGCACUACGCAGGGGCUGUCACAUACACCGUGGCGGGAUUCCUAGAUAAGAACAAGGACGUUCAGCAGGACCAUCUGUUUGAUUUGAUGCAUGGCUCCUCCAACCCCUUCAUACAGGACCUCACUAGGUUCCAGGACCUGUUGGGGGUGAGGCUGGAGGACCUUGGAGGGAGGCAGACAAUCUCACGCACAACCCGGGGCAAACCCACUGUUGGGGACACAUUCAAACACCAGUUGUCUGCCCUGGUGGACAUUCUUUCUACGACCAACCCAUGGUAUGUACGGUGUAUCAAGCCCAACAAUAUGAAGAAGGCCGAUAGCUAUGUGGACACGGAUGUGAUAACCCAGCUCCAAUACUCCGGCAUGCUUGACAUCAUCAGGAUCAAACGAGAGGGCUACCCGGUGCACGUGCCCCUGGAGACAUUCCUGGACAAGUACUCAUGCCUGUUGGGUGCACGUGAGGCAGGGGCCGAACCUAGGUCAGAGGUCAAGGUCAUCCUGGACUCCCUCCAUCUGCCUGCCACAGACUGGCAGGCUGGCAAAACCAAGGUAUUUAUGAAGAACUCUGUGUUUGAGCCACUGGAGGAGAAGAGGCACGAGUUCCUGCGGCGGAAUGCUGUCCUUAUACAGACCUUCUGGCGGGGAUAUAGCAAACGCAGCUACUACCUUCAACUGCGUGUGGCGACCAUCAUCAUUCAGACGGCGUACAGAGCAUUCCGAUACCGCAUCGUCUUCCUGCGCAAGAGGAAAGCUGCCAUUUUGCUUCAGUCACAAGUGCGAGCAUUACUUGCGCGCCGUCUGGCAGCUAAGUUACGUGCAGCUAAGAAAGUGGAGGAAGAGCGCCUGCGACGGGAACAGGAAGAACGAGAAAGACAGGUGCGCGAGAAGGAGGCUGCAGACGAAAUCACUAUACAAGAGUCCCUCAAGGAGUCACAAAAUGAGUUGAACUCGCUCACGCAGCUGAUAGAGUCAAUGUGGACGCACUAUGAGCCCACGGUGGACCCACACAACCUCAACCUGGACGAGAUGUUCUCCUUCCUGCAGGAGGAACGCAGCCUCGACAACAAGCCCGGGCACAGUAACAAGACACUAGAUGACAUUGCGGAUGAGCUAAACGAGCUGAAUGAUUUACUCAGCCAAGACAUGGAAUCCGAAACAAGACCUGCUGUAGACUUUGACAGCAUUUUUGUGGAGAAGCAGGAGCUUGAAUUGGCUGGUGACCGUCAAGUACGCGAGGGUAGCAUUGAUAACCUGCCCCCACCCCCAGAGAUCUCCGCAUCAACAGAAAAUCUAUCCAUAGAAGAGCCCCUCCCACCCCCGCCUGGUGACGAUUCAGAACCCCCAACACUCCCACCAAAAGCAGGCGGUGUGCCUGCACCACCCCCACCGCCACUGCCCUUUGACCAAAAUGGCUUCAUUCCACCACCCCCGCCAUUCCCGCCACCGCUAAGGCCAGAAGAGGGCCGACCCACACCACCCCCACCCCCCGUACGAAGGGACAGCCAUCUUUCCAAUAGGAACAGCUUACUCAGCAGAGCCCGGGGCUCAUCACUUACCUCCCUUGAAUAUCAAGAAAUCCAGAACGCCAUCAAUGAGAUUGAUAACAUAGAAUAUGAGUAUUCAUCCCAGCCUCCGAUCCUACCCCCAAUACCUACCAUCCCAGCUCCACCGCUACCUCCAGGGGUAGAAAUGUCACAGCAGGCCAAAGAAAAACUUGCUCUCAAACAGAGCCUCUCAAUUGAAGUGCCAGACAAUAUGAAUCAAAACAAACUGCAGGUACAGGGACCAGGCAAUGUGGAAGCCCUUUCACCAAAGAUGGCUGUCAAGUUAAAUACUCUUCUGAGUGGGCCUGAGGAUGCUGACACGUUGAUACCCAAUGGAACAACCACCCUGACCCCGCCUACCCCUAUGAGCCCAGUGUCGGACGGGGGUGGGGAUUUCGGGGAAGUGUAUGACUUGUUGGAUUACGCUGAGAAAUACUUUAACGACCACCCAAAAGAUAUUAGUGGUACCCUGAUGAAGAGCUUGAAAAACAAGAAACCUUCAGAGAAGGACAUUUUAAGUAAAGAGCAGAUGCUACGAUUCUGCAAGUCCGGGCUGAUUGCUACAUCACACGUGAAGAUACACGAUACUGAGAACGUCUUCCUUGCGUGCAACAUAUUCAAGGAUAUUACGAAAUGCCUGAAGGAAGAUGUCAAGGACGACUCAUCUUCCAGUGUGAUCCAGACAGUGAUCAAACACGGCAUCAAGCGGAUCGAGCUGCGCGAUGAAAUCCUGUGUCAGCUGAUCAGGCAGACCAAUGAGAAUCCGGACGACAGUAGCCUCAUUCUGGGCUGGCUCUUCCUCUGUCUGACUACAGCUUCAUUCGCACCUAGCAAAAACCUGCAUAAGUACUUGGUGUCAUAUGCUAAGAGGACCCGUUCACACGUGCUGGUGGGGAAGUAUGCGCAGCAGGUGGUCAAACAAGUGACAGUUCCUCGUGCAAUGGCCCGGAAAUACCCACCAUCAAAUGCAGAAAUAAUGAGCAUGCGUAACCUAUCGCCACUGAUCUGCAAGGUUCACUUCAUGGAUGGGAAGACAAAGGCUGUGAGCAUCAUGCCAUGUGACACAACACAUGAUGUACUUGCCAAGGUGGCCAAGAAGAUCGGGCUGCAGUAUGUAGAGGGAUGGGCUCUCUAUGAGUUGACCCUGGAAUAUGAGCGCUAUAUCCGGGCAUAUGAAUAUGUGGCAGAUGUCCUGGCUCACUGGGAACUGUCAGAAAGACAAUCCUCUCAGCUGAGCAAGUAUGAGACAGUGUCGAAGAAGGGUCCCAAGCUUGCGCUGGGUGGCAGCGAUGCCAAACUUGUGUUCCGGAAGCGUGUGUACAGGCACGUCCAUGACAUUCCAAAUGACCCUGUAGAAUACCACCUUCUGUAUGCGGAGGCAGUCAACAAGGUGGUCAAGGAUGAAUUUUCUGUGUCGGACACUGUAGCGUUACAGUUGGCAGGCCUCCAGGCUCAGGUGAUUCUUGGGGAGUAUGAGGAUGGGAAAGCUCAACGUUAUCGCGAGGUGGAGCAGUACCUGUGUCGACGUAUACUCCAACACCAGGGCACAGACUGGGGUGUACAGGUCGCUGCUGCACAUAAGAAAUAUGGGUGUGGUAAGUCUGAGUUGGAGGCAAAGGUGUGGUACCUGACUUGUGUAAAGCAGUUCCCGCUGUAUGGCUGUACGCUCUUCCCCAUCGUACACAAGGGACUCUGGCCCCACGCCCAUGACGCCCUCCUCGCAAUCAACAUGGAUGGAGUCAAGUUUGUACGUGCCAAAGACAAAUGCGUUCUACAUGACUUCAAAUACUCAGACAUUGAGUCCAUCGCUCUCGACCCUAAUGACAAUUAUGUAACCAUGGAGCUCAAGAAUGGGGCAGCAAAAGAUUGUCCCCAGCGAUGCUUCAUGUUCGAGACGAAUCACAAGGAAGAUCUGGGCAAUCUCAUUGCCAGUUACUCCCCUGCCCAUGCCGCAUGGCUCAAACCAGACUAUGAGGGAGUGAAAAAGCAUGGGCGCAUGCUCGAUGUUAUGAAGAUGACAGACGAAGAGAAAUUGAAACUAUACGAGGAUCUCGUGCGUGCACGUCGCAGCCUCUCUGAGACACGCCUUCUCAACCGACCAAUCCAGGACCGCGACUCCAGCUUCCUCAAAAACACACUCAGAAGAAUAACAAAGUCUAAGAUGGAGCGGUUACGUAGCUGCUAUGCGGGUGGGAACAUCGGGAUGUUUGAUGUGAGUUACUGGUCGUUCAGCAAGGUGGCGCUCAAGCAGUGUCUCACGGCCAUGCAGGACCAGACCAUGGAGGAACUUGCACUCAAAGUCUUCAACUCCAUACUCAUAUACUCUGGUGUCAUCGAGUCCGGUGAAUAUGGCAGUGUUGACCACACGGAGAUGAUCCAGACAGUGAUGCAGAAGUGCCAGGAGAGCGAGGCUCUGUGUAACGAGUAUUACCUACAGCUUGUUAAACAAACCACAGACCAUCCAGAACCGAACAGCAAUGUGAAUCGGCGUAACUGGCAGCUGAUGUGUGUAGCAACCAACUGUGUUGUCCCCAGCAACAGUCGGGUGCUCAAGUACCUGAACUCUCACCUGCGCAAGUGCUCCCUGGAUACCACUACAGAGGAGGGGAAAUAUGCUCGCUUCUGUCAUAAGUGUAUGAUCCGUACCCAAGAGAAGAAGCAGCGGAAGUUCCCACCGUCUGCAAAGGAGAUAGAGUGUGUGACUGGGCGUAAACCCAUCAACGAGAAGGUCUUCCUCCUUAACGGAGAUCAUCGGGUCAUAGAGUUUGACGCAGCAGCCACUUGUGGGGAACUGAUUAAGUCAGUUAAGGCGAAGAUUGGCAUGAGGUCGGAUGCUGAGUGCUUUGCUCUAUAUGAGAUCACACAGGGAUCAUCAGACCGGUGCAUGAACCAUGAUGAGCGAAUGUCGGACACGCUUAGUAAGUGGGAGAGAAUAUCAAAGGGGUCCACUGCACGCGAGUUGAAGCUGGUCUUCAAGAAGCGUUUGUUCAUAGAGCCCUACCUGAACCCUAUAGACCCGGUGGAGUGCGACCUCAUCUUCCAUCAGCUCAUAGAGGAUAUAUUUGAACACCGUGUUCCUCUCACACCACAGGAUGCUGUGCGUCUUUGUGCCUUAAAGAUUCAGUCGGAGAGUGAAGAAAUCAAGCCGGGUGAUAUUGAUUACAGUUCUGUGAUGCGUAUCUUGCCACGUGAUAUGCGGCCGCUCGUGAGGCUCGAGGAUAUCGUGAUCCUUCACAAGUCUAUGGCCGACCUGAUGCCCGGUCAGGCUGUACUACAGUUCAUAGAGGUCCUCAAGGCUUGGUCACUCUUCGGGGCUUCCGUGUUCCAGAUUGGGCAAUCCUACACAUCUUCCCUGCCCAAGUCCAUGCUAUUGGCUGUCGACCAGAGGGGAGUGCAUCUUCUAGAGGCAAAAACAUUUAAGUCAAUCCAGUCAUAUGAGUACACAGAUGUUCUCCACACAAGCCCUGCCAUCAACAGCAUAAUGAUGAUCGUCGGAGAUGUUGCCAAGGGAAACAAAUACAUGUUCACAACUAAUCAGGCAUCUCAGAUCGCCCACCUAAUUAAGGAGUACACAGAAGAGCUGAAGAAACGCUCCCUGAUCAUUCCUCCGCAGAAAAUGGACUCCUCCAUGAUCCGGAAUGUGCCGUGUCGCUCCAGUGUGUUCAUUGACUCGUACGACGAGGAACUACUGUCAGCCAUGCUUGUCAAUAGAUCAUAGUUCUUCCAAAUGUAACUGAAGAUAAUGAGGAAAUUAGAUCUGCAUUGUUCAUCAAUGUCAUUGUUUUUUAUAUUUAUAUAAUUUGCACAGCUGUGACUGGAUUUCAGCAGGCAUGCUGACCUGGGGAAAUGGCCAUCUGACAAUGUCAUAAAUCAAACAAUACUUUGAGUCUGAGCAAGAAUUCAGUUUGUGAAGGUCAAUACCAGCAGGUCAAUCACUGAGUCAUUAUGUCAUCCAAUCUCACAAAGAAUCUCAUAUCUCAAGUGUUGCUAGACACUCAGUCAUUUCUGGCAUACAUUCAAGUCAUAUCCUGUUUUCAUUUGCAUCUGUUCACUAUAGACAUAGAGCUACCAGGUAACACACAAUGGGUAUUUGCAUCUGUUCUCUAUAGACAUAGAGCUACCAGGUUACACACAAUGGGUAUUUGCAUCUGUUCUCUAUAGACAUAGAGCUACCAGGUUACACACAAUGGGUAUUUGCAUCUGUUCUCUAUAGACAUAGAGCUACCAGGUAACACACAAUGGGUAUUUGCAUCUGUUCUCUAUAGACAUAGAGCUACCAGGUUACACACAAUGGGUAUUUGCAUCUGUUCUCUAAGGACAUAGGGCUUAUCAGCACUAAUAUUGUAUGAUCAGUUUUCUAAUUAAUAUUUCUGAGUAAUCAUAAAAUCUUUUUUAAAAGGACAUGACUUGCUUAAAUUCUUUAUCUUGCAAUAUUUUGUUGUACAGUCAAUGAUAAGAUGGCCCAAUGCGUAGCAGCAGAAAAUCAAUGAAACCACACAAAUAGACUGUAUGUUCAAAUUUUUUAGUGUUAAACGGCUUCAAUAUGAAAAUAUUAUCAUUUGCAAAAAGUCAAAUAUUAUAGAACUGAAACUGAGUGUUUUUUAUUUAUUGUCAUUUUUUUUAAAUAUGUAUUUGUAAUAAAACUUGCAAGAACAAUUGUCAUGCAUCACAUUUCAUGCACCACAUGAUAUUACAUGAAGGUCAAAGGUCACAGGGUUCACUGUAGUUCAGUGUCACAUGUUAACAAAAAUCUUGAUUUCUUUCUUGAUCCAUUAUCCAUCUAUCAUAGUAAUAUGCCUUUUAACAUGCUACUGCAGAAGGUGUUUAAGAAACAUUCAAUAGUAAAUUAUUAUAUAGGUUUUGAGGAUAUUUGUCUUUCUAAACAGGAAAGAUAUGUUACCCUAAUGCCAGUCACAAUGGAUGACAGACACUUCUUAUAGGCACUUUUUAUACAUGAGGUAGUAACCAGUUAAGACUUAUUAUACUUCUGACAAAUAAAGGUUAAAAUAAAUAACCUGCAGGUAUUUUUGUCUGUUGGCAUGCCAUCAUUUUCGAGCUACACUAUCUUCAGUUAUCUUUGUAUCUUAUACAUUUUAUCAAACUUGUAGAGAUUAUUUUAGAUGUACAUGUACACUUAUUAAUGACAUAUGUAAUAAUUAUGUGCAAUCUCUUGAAAAGAGCCCUGUAAUGUAUGUGUGUGAAUAUUUGUUGUUAUUAUGUUUUAUUGUUGUUGUUGUUUUCUUAUUUAUCGCCAUGUGCUAAUGGUUGAUGCAAGUACAUCAGUCUCAUUGCUUUUUUUUUAAAUAUUUUUUUAAUUAGUAAAAGUUGAAAGAACUCUUGACAUUUAAUUAUUAUUUCUGAUACAUUCAAGUUUUUAAAUAUUAAUUCAAGAACAGUAUUUUUUAACAAAGUCUGCAGCAGGAUUUUUACUUCACAUUACACAUUUUAAGAGAUAUUUUUAUGUGUUUUUGAAGACUAUGCAUAGCAUACAUUGUAUAUUUACUGUGUUGCCAAAGGUCAUUGACUCGAUCACUAGUCAUGCUUUAUUUUGAUUAUUAUGUAAACAUGCACAUUUGUUUAUAAAUGGCAGGUCUCCAUAAUCAUGUUAUGAUGUUCCUGGAGUGAGUAUACACCUUUCUGCAAUCUAUGGAAUAUGCAACUAUUUUGCUCAUUUUUUUCUCCAAGAAUGAAUGACCUUGUAAUUGUGUUAUCAUAAAUUUUACAGCAUAAAUGUUCUGUUACCAACUCAACGCAGCGUUACUUCCCUUACAGUGCAGUAAUCACUGCCACCAUACAAAUCAAGUUAACAUAAUUACCAUUUAAAUUAUCUUUAAUUUUGAAUAAUUGUUUUGUAUUUUAUCCUCAAUGCACCGUGAAAAAUUGAAAUUUGAUAACAACUAUCCAAGAGUGAGAAGAAAAAAACAUUUUAAAAAAAGUUUAUAUAAAAUUAAUAUUGAUCCUCCCCCAUGGUGGAGAGAUGUAUUCUGCUUGUCAGGGGAGAUUACUGCGUCGGAGAUUGGUAAAGUUAGUGUAGUGUACUAAGUGUUAACAUUAUAAAUAAAACUGGUAACAUCAAAAAACAAGAUCACUUCAAGGGCAAAGCAUAAAAGGUUUGGUCUUUUAGAUGGGUUGUUAUUUUACUCCCUAAAAUAAUCACAUGGAAUUAGUUUCUUAGUUCUUAGAGUACACCCAGCAGGUAGAUAGUUAAGCAAAAGUUACUUUCAGAGCAAUGGUGUACACAAUGCAGAUUUCAACCCUUUUUUCCUUCAUUUAUUGCAGUAUAAAACUAUUCUUCUAAAACUAUUUCUGAACAUGUAUUGCUCUCUUAUUUAAUCUUCAUACUGGGUAUUGUGUGUGUUAACUGUACAUGUAUAUAGCGUGCAAUGUGCAAACGUGAUAAGAUGUAAUAAUUACCAUGAUAUAAUAAUAAUUUAAUAAAUCCAGGCAUUAUUUCCA